GAGGGCGGCAGCGGGGCAGCAGAAGCCACCGCUGGGAGCGCUGUGAGGAUGUGGGGGCCGAGCACGGUGGGACGCAGCGGGGGGCUGCUCUGCAGUGCCCGCCUGGGCUGCCGUGUGCAGGAGGAGGACGUGGGGCGCCGAGAGUCCUUCAGUGCUGAGUGGUUGGACCUGGAGCUCAGCACCCGGCCUGAGGAGGGGUGGUGCCGGAGGGAGGUGGACCGGCAGCGCCGCGAGUCGCUGGAGCAGCGCGGCGAGACGCGGGUGCUGACGCAGCGCUCACCGUGGGGCGUGCUGAGGGUCGGCGUCCUGGGGCAGCCCCUGGCCCAGCACCUCCUGCCUUACGCCCGCACCCUCCCGCUGCCCCUCUUCGCCCCCCCAGACCUGCGCGGAUCCAAGCCGGGGCUCCGACGGACCCUCUCUCGUUCGCUCUCCCACGAAGCCCAGAGGGGCUGAAGGCAGUGGGGUGGGGGGGCUCGGGGCACGGGAUGAGAUCGGGGGGCGGCGGAGGGGGGGGUCUUGAGCUCCACUGCU
This is a messenger RNA of Lagopus leucura (white-tailed ptarmigan), 531 nucleotides long. RefSeq names its product titin-cap (gene TCAP). The record is from RefSeq and is a predicted model, not a curated record. NCBI's taxonomy places the organism in Eukaryota, Metazoa, Chordata, Aves, Galliformes, Phasianidae. Gene Ontology annotation, cellular component: Z disc. Gene Ontology annotation, biological process: skeletal muscle myosin thick filament assembly; skeletal muscle thin filament assembly; sarcomerogenesis. Gene Ontology annotation, molecular function: protein-macromolecule adaptor activity; titin binding; structural constituent of muscle.